Moneuplotes crassus is the source of this 422-nucleotide messenger RNA. The record is from the annotation of a GenBank genome assembly. Lineage: Eukaryota; Ciliophora; Spirotrichea; Euplotida; Euplotidae.
AUGUAUCAGUCUAUUGUCUAUUCAAUGACAAAAGGGUUCAUCAGAUUCUUCACUCUCGGUCUUGGAUCAGAGGCUGAGAAAAAUCUCGACAUCUUCCUUGUCAGUCCAGGAUUUGUCUCAACCUACAUGUGAGAUUUUAGAAAAGAAGCAGACACAAUUUCUCCAGAAACUUGUGUUUCAAACGCUGUGAGAGCGUUAGGACAGCUUGAACAAACCGAAACAUCGAUGAUGUGCAGAUUUUUAUCUAGAUAUCUUUUCGAGAGCAUCUGGUACCUCAGCGACGAAAUAACCAGAGCUAUCUUCAACAAGUACUUCUACUUAGAGGAAAAUCAGAAGAUGGUGAAGAAGAUGAGACAGAGGGAGAUAGACAACUAUGGUGAAGAUUAGUUCUAACUUACUUCUCAAUAUCCACUGAAAUCUUG